This is a messenger RNA of Spinacia oleracea (spinach), 1582 nucleotides long. RefSeq names its product serine/threonine-protein phosphatase PP1 isozyme 9. Gene Ontology annotation, cellular component: cytoplasm; nucleus. The coding region runs from base 241 to 1203 and encodes 320 amino acids. The transcript has 4 exons. Gene Ontology annotation, molecular function: protein serine/threonine phosphatase activity. The record is from RefSeq and is a predicted model, not a curated record. Lineage: Eukaryota; Viridiplantae; Streptophyta; Magnoliopsida; Caryophyllales; Amaranthaceae.
UAAGAUUACUCCGUAUAUGACCACCUCUUUUUUUAUUACUCCCUUUGAACAAAUCCCAUCCCCUCUCUAAUUUCCUCCAUUAAUAUACUUUCUUCCUCUUUCUCUCUCCUCCAUUUCCUCUCAUUUUCACUCUUUACCCAAACUUUUUGCUCAUUUUUUCUGGGUUUCUGUCGAAUUGAAUUGGGGUUUGGAUAGAUUUUUUCGAUUAGGGAGCAGAAUUGAUUUAAUUUUGGGGGAGAAAUGAUGAUGACAAUGGAAGGAACAAUGGAUGAAAAUGUAUUGGAUGAUAUAAUUAGAAGAUUAUUAGAAGGAAAAGGAGGGAAACAGGUUCAAUUAUCUGAAGGUGAGAUCCGCCAACUUUGUGUCAACGCUCGUAAUAUCUUCCUAUCUCAGCCUAAUCUCCUUCAACUCCGUGCUCCCAUUAAGAUCUGCGGUGAUAUACAUGGGCAAUACCUGGAUCUUCUUAGGCUUUUUGAAUAUGGAGGUUAUCCUCCAGCUGCAAAUUACCUCUUCCUUGGAGAUUAUGUAGACCGUGGCAAGCAAAGCUUGGAGACAAUUUGUCUGCUUCUAGCUUACAAAAUAAGAUAUCCCGAUAAAAUCCACCUUUUACGAGGAAACCACGAAGAUGCAAAAAUCAAUCGUAUUUAUGGGUUUUACGAUGAGUGCAAAAGAAGAUUUAAUGUUCGUCUUUGGAAGAUUUUCACGGACUGCUUCAAUUGUUUGCCGGUUGCUGCAUUAAUUGACGAAAAAAUUCUUUGUAUGCACGGAGGUCUGUCUCCUGAUCUACAUAAUUUGAAACAAAUAGACGAAAUUCAGAGACCUACGGAGAUACCAGAUAAUGGUCUCCUAUGUGACCUUCUCUGGGCAGAUCCAGAUUCUAGGAAUGAAGGCUGGACAGACAGUGAUAGAGGUGUUUCAUGUACAUUUGGGUCUGACGUGGUUGCUGAGUUUUUAGACAAGAAUGAUCUUGAUCUGAUUUGCCGCGGUCAUCAGGUUGUAGAAGAUGGGUAUGAAUUCUUUGCCAAGCGAAGAUUAGUUACAAUAUUUUCAGCUCCAAACUAUGGCGGAGAGUUUGACAAUGCUGGAGCCCUUUUGAGUGUUGAUGAAGCCCUAGUAUGUUCAUUUGAGAUACUCAAGCCACGCGACCAAGGAAGUAGUUCCAAAGUACCGCUAAAGAAGGUUCCUAAAGCUGGAGGAGCCUAAUUUUAAUUCGUGUAAAUGUAAAUGAAGACGGCAUAGUUGAAACUUUUUAGUAUCCUCGUGAGUUCAGAUCUCUCGUAGUGAUAUGGUUCGUGAGGGAGUGAAAAUCGUCAAUGUUCACCACCGAGGCUCGUAAUUCUACAAACUCAUGGGCAUGGCUUGCAGUUACUGAAAUGAGAAGUUCAUCUGACAAAAACCUGUAAAUCAAACACCAUAUAUAUAAUACAUAUCCAUCCGCAGGAUCUGACAUUUAUAUUCUUUUCUUUCAUCUUCAGUUGUUUUAGGCUAUACCCUCCCCUGUUUUUUUCUUGUAUUUGUUGGUUGCCAUUUUGUAGGCAGAUAAUGAAGUAUUAUAGGUUAUCCCUUGUUUUCGUGUAUCAAA